Messenger RNA from Trematosphaeria pertusa, 839 nucleotides. Its product is annotated as ribosomal protein L13. Bases 21 to 629 code for a protein of 202 amino acids. Gene Ontology annotation, biological process: negative regulation of translation; translation. Gene Ontology annotation, molecular function: mRNA binding; structural constituent of ribosome. Gene Ontology annotation, cellular component: ribosome; cytosolic large ribosomal subunit. The record is from RefSeq and is a predicted model, not a curated record. The transcript has 5 exons. NCBI's taxonomy places the organism in Eukaryota, Fungi, Ascomycota, Dothideomycetes, Pleosporales, Trematosphaeriaceae.
ACCUCCCGGAUUCGAGCACCAUGUCGUCCUUUGAGCCGGUCAUCGUCAUCGACGGCAAGGGCCACCUGCUCGGUCGCCUGGCCAGCACGAUCGCGAAGCAGCUCCUCAAUGGUCAGAAGAUCGUUGUGGUGCGCUGCGAAGCCCUCAACAUCUCCGGAGAGUUCUUCCGCGCGAAGCUGAAGUACCAGGCCUUCCUCCGCAAGCAGACCCGUUACAACCCGACGCGAGGAGGACCCUUCCACUUCCGCGCCCCGUCAAAGAUGUUCUGGCGAACUGUCCGUGGCAUGAUCCCGCACAAGACCCCCCGCGGCGCCGCCGCCAUGGAGCGCCUCAAGUGCUUCGAGGGUGUGCCCCCACCAUACGACAAGAAGAAGCGCAUGGUCGUCCCGCAGGCGCUCAGGGUUCUCCGAUUGAAGCCUGGCCGCAAGUACUGCACUGUUGGCCGUCUCGGCCACGAGUUCGGCUGGAAGUACCAGGACGUCGUCGCUCGUCUCGAGGAGCGUAGGAAAGUCAACGGCGCGGCAUACUAUGAGCGCAAGAAGCAGGCGCGGAGGCAGCUGGCGGAGGCCAAGAAGACAGCGAAGGUGGACGGAAAGGUCAAGGAGCAGCUUGCCUCGUACGGGUACUAGGGGAGGGUGCAUGAUGGUGUCUUUACAGGCUAGUGACGUGGGGCGGCGUGGAAUGCAUUGGUCUCAUGGGAUCUUUUCAACCUCUGACAUAUUUCGACCAUUGGGGGCGGUGUCCAGGCAAAAAGAGCUUAACAAUGCUCGCGAGAUCAUGGGUGUCUUCACGGUCAGAUACUCUCUUCCCGCUAGAAGAAACAACAAAUAAAAACCUCG